This is a messenger RNA of Brenthis ino (lesser marbled fritillary), 1293 nucleotides long. The record is from the annotation of a GenBank genome assembly. NCBI's taxonomy places the organism in Eukaryota, Metazoa, Arthropoda, Insecta, Lepidoptera, Nymphalidae.
AUGGUGGACUCAACACGCGUCCGACUGUGUAACAGUGCGAAAAUAAUAUUUUAUACAGUAUUUUUAACCUGUUGUACUGGUUUAACACCCCAAUGUAGAAAUGAAAAAGGAGAGCCAGUGGACUGGUUUUACAUUUACAAAUUACCAAGAGAAAAAAAUCAUUUAAAUCCUCUUGUGAGAAGGGGAGUUGCAUAUAUGCAUCUUACACCUUCUAAGCUGAGAGCCGGAUGGAUUAUGUCAGAUUUGGCUAUAAGUGAUCCUAGGUCAAUGGUUGGUAGAACAUUAGCACCAUUAUACGAGGACAAAAACAUAAUAUCUCUUGUAUACAAUGAUCAGCCACCGGCUAAUGAAAACCAACCUGAUAUAUUGCAUUCUGUUGCUGAAAUGUAUUCAAAACGUAAAAAAGGCCAAACGAAGCAGGCUGGUGUUAAAAAAUUUAAGAAAUUUAAAUUAGGUGACAAAUAUUAUGAUGAUUAUGAUUUGGCUGAAAUGUGUAAAAUGCAUUCUAAGUUUAUGAAAAAUAGAGUGGAGAGUGGACAUACAAAGGGAGUGAUUUUAGGAGAUAAAUUUACAUCAUUGUGGCUCGUACAUUCUGUGCCACGAUUUCCACCUGUACCUGACAUGAAUGGUCUCAAUAUGAGCUCAUAUAGCUAUCCAACUACUGGUAUGAAGUAUGGUCAAUCAUUUCUCUGUGUGUCCGUUCAGACAUCUACAUUGAAUCAGAUCGGAACUCAAUUGAAAUACAAUGAACCCUUGAUAGUAUAUUACAAUAUACCACCGGAGUUUGACAGUGAACUACCAAAUUUGGUUGAUGUGAUACGAAAUAAAACUGUUGAUACUGCGCCUUGGUAUCACAUAGAAGGUUUUGAAACGUUAGUGGGUAGAAAGUUUCUGUCGUUUGCAAAGAGCGCAAUGUUUAACGAUGACUUGUACAGUGGUUUGGUGGCAGAAGUAUUGCAGUCGGAUUUAUUAGUGGAGUCGUGGACCAAUGGGCCGGGACCUUUGGAUUCGGAAUGUACUAGAAAUUUCCAGGUCCGCAACAUAGAACGCCUAAAGUUCCCCAUAGCAAAAAUGUCCUUCACAUCUCACAAUGACCACUCAAAAUGGACGGUAGCAGUUGCUCACAAAAUGCAUAAUAGUCAAGACACUAAAGUAGCUGACUACUGGGUCUGUGUAGGAGAUAUUAAUCGAGCGUUACCACAAGAAUCUCGGGGCGGUGGCACAUUAUGUACUUCAGGGCCGAUACUGUGGGGGAAUUUCGCACAUCUCAUAGAAUCUGUUCAGUCGUGUAAU